Molecule: messenger RNA, 2066 nt
Organism: Ornithodoros turicata
Lineage: Eukaryota; Metazoa; Arthropoda; Arachnida; Ixodida; Argasidae
Product: glutamate-gated chloride channel alpha-like
Exons: 9
Coding region: 71-1519 (482 amino acids)
Biological process (GO): chloride transmembrane transport; regulation of membrane potential; signal transduction
Cellular component (GO): plasma membrane; synapse; neuron projection
Molecular function (GO): transmitter-gated monoatomic ion channel activity involved in regulation of postsynaptic membrane potential; transmembrane signaling receptor activity; chloride channel activity
Source: RefSeq, a predicted model, not a curated record
UCUUAUAUAAGGAGCCGACACCGCGAGGCUUCCACGGCAGUCGCCGGGGAGAGAACAGACAGAUUUCAUCAUGUGUUCCAGGCGACUACGAGUCAGUGGCUUGCUCAGAGCAGUCGUCUUCCAUGUAUUGAUAACAAGGUAUGCUGUAGACGCCAUUAUAGAAGCACAAGACGAACUUUUUUCGAAGUUAACGAACGCCUCCAUAUACAACAAAAGGGUUAGGCCGGGAUACGCUAUUGGAAUCCCUGUGAUUGUCAACACAACCAUCUUCCUACAAAGUAUGGCCGCAACUAACGACCUACACACGGAAUAUACAGCGCAGCUGGUCGUACAGCAAACAUGGGUGGACCAACGUCUGUUCUACAAUGGCAGUACCCUUCCAGACUCUCGCAUUCAGGGAGACCAUUGGCACGCAGAACGCAUCUGGUUGCCCAGUGUGCAGCUGACAAAUACUAAAACGUACGACACAAACUCGUUGCUUCAGCCGGGAUCCACGUUAAUUCUGGUUUUUCCAGACGGAACCGUGAUCUUCAACAGGAGAAUGCAUUUGCAGCUUCAAUGUCAGAUGGAGUUCCACAAGUACCCGAUGGACAAACAGAAGUGCAGCCUCAAGAUGGAAAGCAGUACUUUGUCGACUCAGAACAUGCUCCUAUUAUGGAAGAGUGGGAAACCGCUAGUCUUCAGUGACAACUUUGAUGUCAAGGGUUUUCAAAUGCUAGGCUACAACUACAGUAGCUCCAUCACAGAAGACGACAUCACAGGAAACUUUUCCAGUAUACGGGCAGAUUUCGACCUUAAACGUGAUUUCGCACCGUUCCUUCUGGAGAUCUACAUUCCAAGCACCACGUUUGUCAUCACGUCCUGGUUCUCGUUGUGGAUCGAUAUCCCAGCAGCCCCUGCCAGGGUUACAUUGGCUAUGACAACGUUUCUCACUCUGGUUACCGGUGGCAAGUCAAUACGCGAAAAGCUACCCAAGGUUCCUUAUGUACAUGCCCUUGACGUUUGGUACUUAGCUUGUACAGGAUUCGUAUUCUUCAUUCUGCUUGAAUACGCCAUGGUGAACUACAUCUACCACAAGGAUAACCGGAGACGACAAGGUGGCAUACGUCGCAUCGAUUCGACGGCUUCUCUGGGCUCCCUGACGUCCAAGAGUAGUACGUCACUCUACAACAUAAUGGCGGCAUAUGAGCAACAGCAGAUCAACAACAACCAACUACCGAAACCACCAAGCAGCCCAUCAUACUUGCAGACCAAGUUCAAAAAGAACGGUCGUACAACCCCUGUCCUCAAGCUGUCAGACCUUGAAGCCGGUCUUUCCUCCGUUAAUGAAACGCCUUUGACGCCUCCACUUUCUCGCCGAGCAUCAUUAGACACGCAAGAAAACUUCGUCUGUACGGUGAUCACACCGCUGACGCCACGUGACAUCGCCAAUGGUAUCGACCGCCAUUGCCGGUACUUGUUUCCUCUGACAUUCUUGCUUUUCAAUGGGAUCUACUGGUCUGUAUUGAAGUCGUUCUGAAAGUCUACCCCGUGUUGGACAAAGCAACACAACGAGAGCGUCACACCUACGGUGAUACGGCGGGGCGACAUGAUGCCCGUACGAAGCGACGACGUGAUCACUGAUGAUCACUGAGAUCGCUGCGUGCAUGCCUCCACCUCCCAGAGUUCACAAGCUGAGCCAGUUCUACUUUAUGACAUCAAGCGAGAACCUCAACACCGGAAUGCAGUGCUGAUCCAUCUAGAGGUCACACUGUGCUGUGUGUACAACAUGCAUACGUAGUGCACAUCUUGUUCGAUGCCAUUUGUAGUGUUUGUCGAUCCGUAUACAGUUCCCUGUGACCAGUCGUGAUCACCGUUCCAUCACAUAUCGCCAUGACAUCCGUGCGGACCUAUAAUUACCAGGACAAACAUGUGACAACCAGGUCGCCAUUGUGUGAGUGACAUUGUUCCGGGAACAAGUGAGAACCUUUGAUGUGCAACCCGCAUGCCGCUCAUCAGCAAAUAUAUUUAUUUAAAUAACUUAUUCAAUGAUGGAAUAAAUAAAUUGCAUCAAUCCUGCCCAGUCG